AUGAAGAUACAAGUGUUUACGGUUCUGCUAGUGUUGCAGUCUCUGCUUGGUGUAUCAAUAGCAGCUGUACCAACAACUCUUAACGUAUUUGAUAAUACUGGAGUAUAUUAUGCCAUCAACAUAUCGAGUGGAGAACUCAUCAGUAAACAUCGUAUAAAUUUAUUCUUGAGUGACUUGGUAGAAUUGAAUGGUGUUAUUCUACCCAUGUCAGCUAGCGAUGACUUUCUACUUAUCGGAGGUAAUAUUACUGAUGUUGGUGAAUCUUAUAUUCCAAUCAUUUGGUCUUAUAAUGUUCUGAACAAGACGAUUGUUCAAAAGUCAUUCAUAAAUGUAAAGUUUCCACAAUUUGAUUACCAAUGGAGUCCUCAGAUCGCAUCAUAUGAUUCAAUCAACAAUAUUGUUUACUUGAAUGGUGAUUUAAAUGGAGGUCCUGUUUUGCUCAAAUUUGAUUAUAAUCAACAAAAAGAAGAUGUAAUAACUUUACCAGGCAUGGGAUGGUACAUACAAUCAACUUACAAUGAGACCACCAAUAUAUGUUAUAUGGGCGGUCAGAAAGAUGUAUUGGGUCAAUUUGGCCAGAUGCUAGUUGUCACUUACAACUCUGUGACUGGAGAUAUAUCAUCAAACAACAUUAAAUUUGAUAUUCCAGAUAGUUGUUACUACUCGACAGUGAUGUAUCAAUAUAACUCCAAGUUUUAUGCUGCACUAACCGCUGACACUGGUGAUUGUUCAGCCUACGUCUUUGAGGUCGAUAUUGUUGGAAACACUACGACACUACUGGCCUCCAUCCCAAAUGAUGACACUGUUCAAAUCGAUGGAUACAUGAGCUUUGUAUUCGAUCCUGUCAAUGGCUAUAUUGUCAUGGUUGCAUCUAGUGCUGAGGAUUAUACAAAGCUGGAAAUUUGUAUGGUCAAUCUCAAUACCUAUGACGUUGAUCUAUAUGCUAUCCCCAACGCACUUGUCCAGCAAAUAGGUAAUGAUGAGGAUAUGUUCAUGACUCUAUCUUAA
This is a messenger RNA of Cavenderia fasciculata, 1008 nucleotides long. RefSeq lists its product as uncharacterized. Lineage: Eukaryota; Evosea; Eumycetozoa; Acytosteliales; Cavenderiaceae. The record is from RefSeq and is a predicted model, not a curated record. The transcript is spliced from 3 exons. Bases 1 to 1008 code for a protein of 335 amino acids.